GCGAUAAUGGCACGGCAAACAAGCAGACUGGAUCAGAAAAAAAUCUGCUGUUCGAUCUGUUUGGAUCUCCUGAAGGAUCCGGUGACUAUUCCCUGUGGACACAGCUACUGUAUGAAGUGUAUUAAAAGCUACUGGGAUGAAGAGGAUCAGAAGAACAUCCAGAGUUGCCCUCAGUGCAGACAGACCUUCAUACCGAGGCCUGCUCUGAAGAAAAACACUGUCUUGGCAGAGUUAGUAGAGGAGCUGCAGAAGACUGAACUCCAAGCUGAUCAUGGCUAUGCUGGACCUAAAGAUGUGGCCUGUGAUGUCUGCACUGGGAGGAAACUGAAAGCCAUCAAGUCCUGUCUGCAGUGUCUGGUCUCUUACUGUGAGCAGCACCUCCAGCCUCACUAUGAAUCUACUGCCUUUGAGAAACACAAGCUGGUGGACACAUCAAAGAGGCUUAAGAAAAUCAUCUGUUCUCAACACAAUGAGGUGAUGAAGAUAUUUUGCCGCACUGAUCAGCAGUGUAUCUGUUAUUUGUGCUCCAUGGAUGAACAUAAAGGCCACGACACAGUUUCAGCUACAGCAGAAAGGAAUAAAAAGCGGAGAGAACUUGGGGUGAGUCGAAAGAAAAUCCAAGAGAGAAUCCAGGACAAAGAAAAAGACAUAAAGGUGCUUCAGGAGGAGGUGGAAGCCAUCACUCAGUCUGCUGAUAAAGCAGUGAGGGACAGUGAGAAGAUCUUUAAUGAUGUGAAACAGCUGAUCAGAUCUCGUCAGAAAGCUGAAGUGUGUCGUGCAAGAGAGCUUCAGGACAGAAUAGAGAAUGAGAUCACUGUGCUGAAGAGGAAAGAUGCUGAGCUGGGGCAGCUCUUUCAUACACAGGAUCACACCCACUUUCUCCAGACGUACACCUCACUGUCACAUGUGCAUGAAUCUGUUGGAUCACUCGACAUUAAAACAUGUACUUUGCAGUACUUUGAGGAUGUGAUGACAGCUGUGUCAGAGUUCAAACGUAAAAUACAGGAAAUCCGUUUUGGCGCCGCAGUCUCACAGUUGGAGGGGAAAGUGGAUGCAGUAAUGUCUCGACCUGAACCCAAAACCAGAGCUGAGUUCCUCCGACUAUCACAAGAACUAACGCUGGAUUUUAACACAGCAAACACAAGUCUCUUAUUUGAAGGGGACAAAAAAGUCAAAUGUAUGAGUAAAAAAAUUUUAUAUAGUCAUCACUCAGACAGAUUCAUCAACAGACAUCAAGUCCUGAGCAGAGAGAGUCUGACUGGAUGUUGUUACUGGGAGGUGGGGUGGAGUGGAGGAGCACUUUCAGUGGCAGUUUCAUACAAGAAUAUCAGCAGAACAGGAGAUGAAAGUCUGUUUGGGAACAAUGACAGUUCUUGGGCACUGGAGUGUUUCAAAAAUGGUUAUGAACUGAGGCAUAACAAAAUCAGAACUGUCAUUUCAGGCCCUCAGUCACCCAGAAUAGGAGUAUACGUGGAUCACAGAGCGGGUAUGCUGUCGUUUUACAGUGUCUCAAAGACCAUGUCUCUCCUGCACAGAGUCCAGACCACAUUCACUCAGCCACUCUACGCUGGAUUUUGGCUUUAUGUUGGAUCGUGUGUUGAGCUGUGUGAGCUCAAGUAGUCUAGAAAAAGAGGUCUCUCCUAAAGAGGUCAGGCAAAAUAUAUCCAUUUCCUAUUAAUGCAGUCUGAUAUACCAUUAUUUCUUUCCUCAUCUUUUACUUUUAACAAAGGAGAAAUGAAUGACAGUUGAACUUGUUGUUGGUUGCUAGAAGUUACAUUGCAAAAGCCUGUAAAAGCACCAAUUGUGAAUUGGGAAGUUAAAAUUUUGGACAUGAAGCUAAUGGAUCUUACCAUUGUCAUGUUCUUAGGAAAUUAAAGAUGAUAAGUUUUUGUCAUUUUAAUUUAUUUUCUUUUUCUAUCUGUUUUAUUGUUGGGAUUUUUUUCUCUAGGACUGGGCAUUGCAAAAUAGCACAGAUUAUAAGUGCAGUGAUGUGGCAUGGGCCUGUGUUACUUGCUAUAAAAAUGAACAAAGAAAUUUUAAAAAGUAAUUAAAAAUCUUUAACUGGAGGUGAGAAGACAGUGUGUCACAGCUUCCCCAUUUAAGCAAAAACAAAAAUUGCCUGAAAUUGAUUACCUCAGUAAGUGUGUGUGAUAGAGAUGACUUCAGAUGUUGAGGAAGAACUCAAUUGCACAAGGCACCUGGACUGUUAAGGA
Molecule: messenger RNA, 2213 nt
Organism: Neolamprologus brichardi
Lineage: Eukaryota; Metazoa; Chordata; Actinopteri; Cichliformes; Cichlidae
Product: E3 ubiquitin/ISG15 ligase TRIM25-like
Molecular function (GO): zinc ion binding; protein binding
Source: RefSeq, a predicted model, not a curated record